GCGGGGGGGCCCAUGGCCAGCCCGCCCCGGCCGGCCACACCAUGCCGAACAGGGCCGGCCUGGACACCGCGCUGAAGAUGUCCCUGCGGCGGAAGUCCUCCAAGAUCCACUCCUCGGCCGGACCGGUCUGUUCAACAUCGGGCUAUAAGAAGGCGGAUGAUGAGAUGUCCGGAGCCACGUCCGCGGCGGAUCUGGACGAGGCACCAGCCCGCACCAUUUACUUGAACCAGCCCCAGCAGAGCAAGUUCCGCGACAACUGGGUCAGCACAGCCAAGUACAGUGUGGUGACAUUUCUACCUCGAUUCCUGUAUGAGCAGAUAAGAAAAGCUGCAAAUGCAUUCUUCCUCUUCAUUGCCUUAUUGCAGCAAAUUCCAGAUGUCUCUCCAACAGGAAGGUAUACCACCUUGGUGCCAUUGCUAUUUAUUUUAACAGUUGCUGGCAUCAAAGAAAUCAUAGAAGACUACAAAAGGCAUAAGGCAGACAGUGCAGUGAAUAAAAAGAAAACAAUAGUUCUAAGAAAUGGGAUGUGGCAGAACAUUAUGUGGAAAGAGGUAGCAGUAGGCGAUAUUGUGAAGGUCACCAAUGGGCAACAUCUUCCAGCAGACAUGAUCAUUAUAUCUACCAGCGAACCACAAGCCAUGUGCUAUAUUGAAACAGCUAACCUCGAUGGGGAGACGAAUCUUAAAAUACGACAGGGCUUGUCUCAAACUGCUAGUCUCCAGUCCAGGGAAGAAUUGAUGAAAGUAUCUGGGAGGAUAGAAUGUGAAGGACCCAACCGUCAUCUUUAUGACUUCACUGGAAACUUGCGCUUAGAUGGCCAAAGCCCAGUUCCUGUUGGGCCAGACCAAAUCUUGCUGAGGGGUGCACAACUGAGAAACACUCAAUGGGUCUUGGGUAUUGUUGUGUAUACAGGACAUGAUACAAAACUCAUGCAGAAUUCAACCAAAGCACCUCUGAAGAGAUCAAACGUGGAGAAAGUGACCAACAUGCAGAUCCUGGUUUUGUUCUGUAUUCUUCUGGUAAUGGCCCUUGUGAGUUCUGUAGGUGCCUUAUUAUGGAACAGAACACAUGGCGAAGUCGUCUGGUACCUUGGCUCCAACAAAAUGCUGUCUGUCAACUUUGGAUACAACCUGCUGACAUUUAUAAUCUUGUACAACAACCUUAUUCCAAUCAGCCUUCUGGUGACAUUGGAAGUUGUCAAGUUUACUCAGGCUCUUUUUAUAAAUUGGGACAUAGAUAUGUAUUACCCUGAGACAGAUACACCUGCAAUGGCCAGAACCUCAAACCUUAAUGAGGAACUUGGGCAGGUGAAAUACCUGUUUUCUGAUAAAACAGGCACUCUAACAUGCAAUAUCAUGAACUUUAAGAAAUGUAGUAUUGCUGGAGUGACAUACGGUCACUUUCCUGAGCUGGAAAGAGAACGCUCCUCAGAAGACUUCAGCCAGCUACCUCCUUCCACGAGUGAAUCAUGUGAAUUUGAUGACCCAAGGCUGCUGCAAAACAUUGAAAAUGAUCAUCCCACAGCUGUACACAUACAGGAGUUCCUCACGCUGCUAGCCGUGUGUCAUACUGUUGUUCCUGAGAGACAAGGAAAUACAAUCAUCUACCAGGCCUCCUCUCCAGAUGAAGGGGCAUUAGUGAAAGGAGCAAAAAAACUUGGUUAUGUCUUCACAGGACGGACUCCGCAUUCAGUUAUCAUUGAUGCGCUGGGGAAGGAGAAAACCUUUGAAAUUCUUAAUGUGCUGGAGUUUUCCAGCAACAGGAAGAGAAUGUCAGUGAUUGUUCGAACUCCAGCAGGACAACUACGUCUCUACUGCAAAGGGGCUGAUAAUGUAAUUUUUGAGAGGCUUUCAAAAGAUUCCCAGUAUAUGGAGCAAACACUGUGCCAUCUUGAAUACUUCGCAACAGAAGGUCUGAGGACAUUGUGCAUUGCUUAUGCAGAUCUAUCAGAGAAGUCUUACAGAGAGUGGUUGAAUGUCUACAAUGAAUCCAGUACAGUUCUGAAAGACAGAACUCAGAAGCUGGAGGAGUGCUACGAGAUCAUUGAAAAGGAUUUGCUGCUUCUUGGAGCUACAGCCAUUGAAGACCGCCUGCAAGCAGGUGUUCCAGAAACAAUAGCCACACUAAUAAAGGCAGAAAUUAAGAUAUGGAUUUUGACGGGUGACAAACAGGAAACAGCUCUCAAUAUAGGGUACUCUUGCAGACUCAUUUCACAGAGUAUGUCUCUCAUCCUGGUCAAUGAAGAAUCACUAGAUGCAACAAGAGCCUCUCUGACUCAACAUUGUACCAGUCUGGGGGAGUCACUGGGCAAGGAAAAUGAUAUUGCCCUGAUUAUUGAUGGCCACACACUGAAGUAUGCCCUUUCAUUUGAAGUCAGGCAGAGCUUUCUGGACUUGGCACUCUCCUGUAAAGCAGUCAUUUGUUGCAGAGUAUCUCCUCUACAGAAGUCCGAAAUAGUAGACAUGGUCAAGAAACACGUCAAUGCCAUAACACUUGCCAUUGGGGAUGGUGCCAAUGACGUAGGAAUGAUCCAGACAGCUCACGUUGGAGUGGGGAUCAGUGGCAAUGAGGGCAUGCAGGCAACCAAUUGCUCGGAUUAUGCCAUUGCACAGUUUGCCUACUUGGAGAAGCUGUUGUUGGUCCAUGGUGCUUGGAGUUACAAUCGAGUUACCAAAUGCAUUCUGUAUUGCUUCUACAAAAAUGUGGUUUUGUAUAUUAUUGAGAAUGAGUUGGGGGUCGGAAUAGGUGGUCCAGUGUCAAGGUCUGGCAGUGGAGGGCCAGAAAUGGAUGACAAGAGAAUGGCAAGAGAAAUGGCAGAGAAAUGGAUGACAAGUGGGAAGGGGAGAAUAUAG
Pipra filicauda (Wire-tailed manakin) is the source of this 2852-nucleotide messenger RNA. Its product is annotated as phospholipid-transporting ATPase IB. Bases 42 to 2852 code for a protein of 936 amino acids. Gene Ontology annotation, molecular function: ATPase-coupled intramembrane lipid carrier activity; magnesium ion binding; ATP binding. Gene Ontology annotation, biological process: neuron development; phospholipid translocation. The transcript has 28 exons. Gene Ontology annotation, cellular component: plasma membrane. NCBI's taxonomy places the organism in Eukaryota, Metazoa, Chordata, Aves, Passeriformes, Pipridae. The record is from RefSeq and is a predicted model, not a curated record.